Messenger RNA from Macrosiphum euphorbiae (potato aphid), 1779 nucleotides. The record is from the annotation of a GenBank genome assembly. Lineage: Eukaryota; Metazoa; Arthropoda; Insecta; Hemiptera; Aphididae.
AUGCCUAUGCAGAAGAAAAAGUUUCAAUCCGGCGAGGGAGCUAGAUAUGUCACAAGGCGAGCAGCUUUAAAUAAACUCCAGCUAUCGUUGAAAGAUUUUCGUACACUAUGUAUAAUCAAAGGGAUUUAUCCAAGAGAACCUGCUCACCGUCGCCGAGCCCAGAGAGGAAAGAGUGGUAUUCAUAUUUUGUAUUUGAAAAAAGAUAUACUGUUUCUUCUGCAUGAACCUAUGAUAUGGAAACUACGCGAUCUUCAAGUGCACUUGAAUCGAUUACGUCGUGCCAAGGGAAUGCAUCAAAAAGAUAUGAUAAAACGAUAUGCGAAUACCAUCCCACGUGUAGCCAUUGAUCAUGUAGUGAAAGAACGAUAUCCAACGUUCAUUGAUGCAUUACGUGAUAUGGACGACGCUUUAACCCUUUGCUCUUUGUUUUCCACUUUUCCAAAGUUAAAAAGUAUUCCUCCAAACUUAAUUGCAUUAUGCCGUCGCCUUACUGUUGAGUUUAUGCAUGUAUGCAUUGCGGCACGUGCUUUACGCAAGGUAUUCAUAUCUAUUAAGGGAAUUUAUUUUCAAGUUGAAAUAAAAGGCCAAGCUAUUACUUGGGUUAUCCCUCACAAUUAUCCUCAUGAACCACAAAAAAAGCAAGAGGUUGAUUUUUAUACUAUGGCCACAUUUGCAGAUUUUUAUUCAACUGCAUUAGGUUUUGUGAACUACCGUCUUUACCACAAUUUAAACCUAUACUACCCUCCACGACUUGGUUCAUACAAUGCUGAGAGACUUGAAGAAGAAAUUUUAGAAGAAAAUGAAACAAGCGAUCGUGUAGCUGCAUUAAAUUUACCGCUACAGAAAACUGCAGAAGAUGUUGAAGAUCCGGCAGACGCAGAGUUAGAUUUAGAUACUUUUGCAGUGGAUGGUGAUGAAUCAAAAGCUGAAGAAGCACGUAAAGAAUAUGAGAAAGUAAGAAAAUUAAAGAAACUGUUUGAAGGACUUAAAGUAUUCUUAAACAGAGAAGUUCCCAGAGAGCCUUUAGUAUUUGCACUCAGAUGUUUUGGAGCUCAAGUGUCUUGGGAUGAAACAACAUUCCCCGAAGGUGCUACAUUUCCAGAAACUGAUGAAACUAUUACUCAUCAAAUAGUGGACAGGCCUGAACUUGAAAAACAGUAUAUUUCAAGAUACUAUAUUCAGCCUCAGUGGGUGUUUGAUUGUAUAAACGCACGUGAACUUUUUCCAGUUGAGAAAUAUUUUAUUGGCACACCAUUACCUCCUCAUUUGUCACCAUUUACCGUUGAAUAUCGUACACAACGUUAUGUGCCACCUGAAGAAAAAGCCUUAACUGACCCGUCCGUAAUAGUUAAUAAAGAUCAAGAAUUGUUGGACGAAAUUUCCGAUAAUGAUAUUGAAGACAUUGAAGAUGAUAAAAAAGAAUCUGAGGACGAAACCAUGGAUGCUGAUGAUGAGGAUCUAGAUGAUUUUGAUGGUGAAAUGACUGAAGAACAAUUAGCUGAAAUUAAACGUAAAAAAAUGAAGGUUGAGUUAGGUAUGCCAGAAGUGAUUAAUAAAGGAAAACUUAGACGUGAACAUAAUCAAAUGAGACUCCUUAAAGAAAAAAUGAUUCAAAAGAAAUAUAGGAACUUAUAUAAAAGUAUGAAGUCUGGUAAAAUGAAGAGAGAGAAAGAAAUUAAAUUACUGAAAUACAAACGACGUAUUCAUGAAAGAACAAGUGUUGAAAAUAAACGUGCAGAGAUUAGAGCAAGAAGAGCACAAGCUGCUACAUUGAUGUAA